Messenger RNA from Cydia strobilella, 3953 nucleotides. It is a transcript of the gene Cul4, whose product is annotated as cullin-4A. The transcript has 14 exons. Gene Ontology annotation, biological process: protein ubiquitination; ubiquitin-dependent protein catabolic process; DNA damage response. The record is from RefSeq and is a predicted model, not a curated record. Bases 140 to 2506 code for a protein of 788 amino acids. NCBI's taxonomy places the organism in Eukaryota, Metazoa, Arthropoda, Insecta, Lepidoptera, Tortricidae. Gene Ontology annotation, molecular function: ubiquitin protein ligase binding. Gene Ontology annotation, cellular component: Cul4-RING E3 ubiquitin ligase complex.
AAAUUAACAUCGUAAUGGUGGUGUGAUGUGUGAUUGUAGUAAACGAUUGACUGAAUGCUUCUAUUUUUAUUUGUAUUUUGUAGAUAAUUAUUAUUAAGCGUACUAAAAUAGUGUUGAGGCUGCGGCCCUAUCAUGCUUUAUGUCGCAAUCAGCUAAAACACCAGUUUUGGCAGAAGAAGGUGGAAAUAAGAGUAGAAAACGUACACAUAACAGCGACCUGUGUUCUAAAACAGACGAUAUGAGUGCUAGUGAAAAGAAAUCGAACUUUUCUUUGUUGACCACGAAUUCCAAUGGAGCCGUUAAGACAACGUUGCCAUCUAUGCAGUCCAAGCCCGGAGCGACGACAAAGAAGUUGAUAAUUAAGAAUUUUAAAAGCAAGCCAAAGUUGCCGGAGAACUACCAGGAGACGACAUGGAGCAAGCUGCGGGAGGCCGUUGUGGCCAUCCAGACGUCGACGGCCAUCGCCUACUCGCUGGAGGAGCUGUACCAGGCGGUGGAAAAUAUGUGCAGCCACAAGAUGGCAUCCCAACUAUAUGUAAACCUAACAAACCUCGUAGAAGCUCAUGUGAAAGCGAACAUCGAACAGUUCCUCUCGGAGAGCAUGGACCGGCAGGUGUUCCUCAAGCGCAUGGACGACUGCUGGCGCGCGCACUGCCGACAGAUGAUCAUGAUCCGGAGCAUAUUCCUUUAUCUAGAUAGAACUUAUGUUUUGCAGAAUCCUAGUAUACAUUCAAUUUGGGACAUGGGUCUAGACCUAUUCCGUCACCACAUCGCUAUGAACACCCUGAUACAAACUCGCACUGUCGACGGCCUGUUGUUGCUGAUCGAGCGCGAGCGAGGUGGUGAUGCAGUGGACAUCUCGCUGCUCAAGAGUCUGCUGCGGAUGCUAUCAGACCUGCAGAUAUACCAGGACGCGUUUGAACACAAGUUCCUCCAAGCCACAGAGCGUCUAUACGCCGCAGAAGGCCAGCGUCUUGUGCGUGAGCUCGCCGUACCUUCGUACUUAGCGCACGUAGAGAAACGACUGCGAGAGGAGAACGAACGGCUGUUACACUAUUUGGACCCCUCUACCAAAUGGCAACUAAUACACACAAUUGAACGUAUGCUGCUCAGCGAACACUUAACCGCUAUCCUCAGUAAAGGCCUGGAGGCUCUCAUGGACGGUCCAAGACACUCCGACCUUACCACCCUGUAUAAUCUGUUCAGCCGAGUUAAGGACGGCUUGAGUGAGCUCUGUAGCCACUUUAAUGCUUAUAUUAAGAAAAAAGGUCGCACGAUAGUGAUCGAGCCGGAACGUGAUAAAAGCAUGGUGGGUGAGCUCCUCGACUUCAAGGAGCAGCUCGACCAUGUGGUGGCCACAUGCUUCCAGAGGAACGACAAGUUCCUGUACUCCCUGCGGGAGGCCUUCGAGUUCUUCAUCAACCAGCGCCAGAACAAGCCCGCUGAACUUAUUGCCAAGUUCGUGGACGUGAAACUGCGCGCGGGCAACAAAGAAGCAACGGAGGAGGAACUAGAGAGGCUGCUGGACAAGAUCAUGGUGCUGUUCCGGUUCAUCCACGGCAAGGAUGUGUUCGAGGCUUUUUACAAGAAGGACUUGGCCAAGAGGUUGUUGGUUGGUAAAUCAGCUUCAGUGGACGCGGAGAAGUCGAUGCUGAGCAAACUGAAGCAAGAGUGUGGUGGCGGCUUUACCUGCAAGCUGGAGGGCAUGUUCAAAGAUAUGGAGCUGUCAAAAGACAUCAAUAUUACUUAUAAACAGCACCUAGCGGGCACACCCGACACCAGCGGCCUGGAGCUGUCCGUGUACAUCCUGACCAUGGGCUUCUGGCCCACGUACGGCACGGCCGAGGCGCGCCUGCCGGCCGCGCUCACCCGCCAGCAGGACCACUUCACCAAGUUCUACCUCGGCAAGCACUCCGGCCGCAAGCUCACGUGGCAGCCCAUGCUGGGGCAUUGCGUGCUGCGAGCACAUUUCGCACAGGGUAACAAAGAAUUACAAGUAUCACUGUUCCAAGCUCUAGUGCUGCUACUCUUCAACGAAGGCGACAACUUAUCUUUCGAAGAAGUCAAAGCGGCUACAAAUAUUGAGGAAGGCGAGCUCCGGCGCACGCUGCAGUCGCUGGCGUGCGGGAAGGCGCGCGUGCUCAGCAAGGCGCCGCGCGGCCGGGAGGUCAAGGACGACGACCACUUCGCCUUCAACAACGACUUCACCAACAAGCUGUUCCGCAUCAAGAUCAACCAGAUACAGAUGAAGGAGACUAGCGAAGAGCAGAAGGCGACAGAGGAGCGCGUGUUCCAGGACCGGCAGUACCAGAUCGACGCGGCCAUCGUGCGCGUCAUGAAGAUGCGCAAGGCGCUCAGCCACAACCUGCUCAUCUCCGAGCUCUACAACCAGCUCAAGUUCCCCGUCAAGCCCGCGGACCUGAAGAAGCGCAUCGAGUCGCUGAUCGACCGCGACUACAUGGAGCGAGACAAGGACAACCCCAACCAGUACAACUACGUCGCGUAACGCGCGACACCACGCUUAUUUAUUAGUAUUUAUUUACAAGCACGGUGGACGGGGAAAUUAUGUGAGGACGGCUACUGCGGUAAUCGAUAUUCGAAUGUCUCUAUCGCACUAGCGACAGGGACAGAUAAAGUAAGGCCAACGUAACGAAAUAAUGAAUGUAAUGCCCCGCCCCGACUCGAAUUACCUCGCCCCGCGACAGAAAUCUGGCGGACUUCUGACGUACUCUCAGUACUAUUUUUAAGCAACUUACUCACACUAUGACGCAUGACGCGUGUACAGACGUGCCGUUCACACAUAGAAACGCAAGUGAUUUUUGAUGUAUAGCGUGUCCGCCCUGUGCCGUUAGUGUGGCCCCAGCAUUAGACUUGACAUUUAGAAUAGCGCCGUUUAUCUCGCUUCGUUGGCCCUACUUUAUUAAAUUUUCGAAAUUAGAUGUCCGCCGUAGCCACUCUGUACGCGACCGAUAAAGCCACUGCAUACAAUUUACAACUUGUAAUAUUAGCCAAGCCAUAGAUAAAUAAUUGAGGAUAAAGUGCUAACUGCAUACAUUUUCUUACCAAAACGCGGGUUAAUUUCGUAGUGACAUCUAGCGUUAAGUAGAGAAUUUAUCAGUUGACAAUAAAUAUCGCGACGAACGAAGUAUAAUGUUCAACAAUUUUGAGCUAAUAUUAUAGCCGGAUUAACCGGAACUCUAUUUUCAACUUCUGCUUAUAAUAUUAGUUGUAAAUUGUUUUAGCAAUGCAUUUUUAUUCAGUCGCGACACUCGUGACAUCUGGUGUCAAGUAGCGGUACUGAUAAAUCUACUACUUGACGCUAGAUGUCUACUACGAAAUAAUUCGCGUUUUGUUAAGAAAUGUAAUGGAUGUACUUCUAUCCUUACUUAUUUCUCUCUGGCCAAGCUCUUUCUUAUUCCUUUUAUUAGAAAGAGAGUGCUAAUAUUACAAAUUGUUGCGCUAUAUGCCCCAUCUAUUUUCUAUGAGAAAUUCAGAUCUAAUGUCUCGCCAAUGGAAAUUUGUCACAUAGAAUCGACAGAUUUCCUUAAUUAUAGAGAAUUAGAUCAGUUAUUUUAGGGCCAUAGAAAUCAGAUCUGAAUUUAUUAUAAAAUAGAUACCGUCAACCGGGGUAAAUAGGGAUGGCUGAAAUUGUAUCAUACAAAACCUGCGAUUAUUUUCAAUCGAAUAAUACAAUGUGUGUGGGUAUUUUUUUAAGAAAUUGUUAGGUAAAUCACAUUUUAAGUUUUGUCCCUAUUCACCCCAGCCAUCCCUAUUCACCCCGGUUGACGGUAUCUAAUAGAUAUCUGAUAGAUUAUCUGAAUUCAAAUGUUUGUGAUGGUUUUAAUUCUGUACUUACAUGUACGUUUCUGACCAAACAGGCCGGGCUGCACUUUACUGAAUAUGUACCUAAUAUUAUAUUUUCAAUAAAGAUGCAUUAUGUAUUUAAAAUGAAA